Messenger RNA from Pungitius pungitius (ninespine stickleback), 4238 nucleotides. Its product is annotated as olfactory receptor 4E2-like. Gene Ontology annotation, cellular component: membrane. Gene Ontology annotation, molecular function: G protein-coupled receptor activity; odorant binding; olfactory receptor activity. The transcript is spliced from 3 exons. Gene Ontology annotation, biological process: detection of chemical stimulus involved in sensory perception of smell; G protein-coupled receptor signaling pathway. NCBI's taxonomy places the organism in Eukaryota, Metazoa, Chordata, Actinopteri, Perciformes, Gasterosteidae. Bases 3231 to 4238 code for a protein of 335 amino acids. The record is from RefSeq and is a predicted model, not a curated record.
GCCAGGAGGGAUCAGACCAGUGUGAUGGAAACAGUUGCUGUGUCUCAUGGGACAUAAUGGGGACACAUACACACUGACCGGGUGAUAGGAUGGAGCUUUUAGGGGGACAUAGUUCGUCAAUAGAGUCAAUCAAUGAUCAAAAAUCAGUUACCACUCAGUACUUCACCUAAAUGGUGGAAGGAGCUCUGUGAUGACAGAGUCUUUUCUGGGGAAGAGAAGUAGUUCAGUCUUGUGCGGGUUGAUCUUCAGGUGGUGAGCGGACAUCCACUGAGAGAUGUCAGUCAGACAUGCAGAGAUCCGUGCCGCCACCUGAGUGUCCGAGUCGGGGAAGGAGAGAAUUAGUUGGGUGUCGUCGGCAUAGCUGUGAUCGGAAAAACCAUGCGAGUGAAUGACGGAGCCAAGAGAGUUGGUGUAGAUUGAGAAGAGAAGGGGACCCAGGACGGAGCCCUGAGGAACUCCAGUAGUAAGAGGACAAGGUUCCUACACAGAUCCUCUCCAAGUUACCCGGUAGGUGCGACCAUCAAGGGACGAUGAGAGAAGAGAGAGCGCGGAACCUGUGACCCAAGUUCCUGAAGGGCAGAGAUAAGGAUCUGGUGGUUUACUGUGUUGAAUGCUGCAGAAAGGUCCAGAAGGAUGAGGACGGAGGAGAGAGAGGCGGCUCUAGCAGCGUGGAGUUGCUCUGAGACAGCGAGGAGAGCAGUUUCUGUGGAAUGGCCUUGAAGCCUGACUGGUGGGGGUCACGAAGGUUGUUACGGUGGAGAUAGGAGGAGAGUUGGUUAAAGAUGCACGUUCAAUCAUUUUGGACAGAAAGGGAAGAAGGGAUACCGGUCUGUAGUUGUUUUCUUCAGAAGGGUUGAGGGUGGGUUUCUUCAGGAGUGGGUUAACGCCUCCUUCAGAGAGUUGGGGAAACAGCUAGAUAACAGAGCAUUGUUAAUGAGACAGGUGAGGAAUGGAAGAAGAUCUGGGGCGAUAGACUGUAGGAUGUGGGAUGGAAUGGGGUCGAGGGGACAGGUGGUGGGACGGGCAGAGGUUACCAAGGUAAGAACUUUGUUAGAAGACUUUGUUAUGUGCCAUAAGACUUUGAGGCCGCAACUCACCGCUGCAGAUUCAGCAAUGGAAGUUUUGGGCAUGCACCCCUCUGGUUCAUUGCCCUCUACCCCACAGGACCAGGAGAGAAGCUCUGGCGAAGGUUUGAGUUGAACAUCUUUUGGCCUCCUCCAGUCAUUCCCAGUUCACCUGCACUACACGCUUGGGUUUAUAACGCACCACCAGAUAAUGAUCAGAGUGUCCAAAACAUGCAACUUCUAAUUAGAUACGAUUACAUAAUCGAUCAUCAAUCUUCGGCCUAGAGGACUCUUUGAAGCACUUUAACCUUUGAUGCUGUAAUUCAUUUAAUUUCUCUGUUCUGGGACUAAUAAAGGAUUUUCUUAUUUCUUAACAUUCUGGAGAACACAAUUCAUGAGCUAAUAUGAAAACCUUUGGUCAUUGAGUCAUUUCAUCUAAUGCAACCCUCACCCAGGUGUUGAGGGCAAUUGCAUCACUUGAUUAUUAAUAAAGUCCCUCGGGUCAAAGGUCACUUCAGCCUGUCAACACGUUUGUCCCAGAGGCUUCUUCACAUUAGCCACAGUCUCCACUAAUUCCCUCUGAAGCAAAUUAGUCCGAGCGGUGAGACCAAUCAGCCCGAGCAGACCUCACUGGUUGUACGGAGAGCAAUAAUGACCUCAGGCCGCUCUGAGACAAAACACACAUUGGAUAACAACUCUGGAAAAGUUGGAUAUGUGUUGUAACAUUCAGACUCUUAAAAGUGCAGGGAUCCACAAUUGUGUCACAAGAUAUCAGACAAAACCUGUAAAACCUUGUUCCUGUCCCAGAUCAAACAGCUUGUUGAUACAGCUGUGAUCAGCACGUUAACAACUUGCCAGCCAGUUGUGAGCGAGUUGUCCAGCAAGCAGUGAUCUACGAUUGGUGAACAGCGGUUCAGGUGGGCAGUACUUGAUAUAUACUGGGAUUCUGUCAGAAUCUAUAUGGUGAUAUGAAUACUGCCCCUCUCCCAUCAAGCUUGAUCAACUGACUUUUACAAUUUCUAGGUCUAAAUCUGUCUCUUGGAUCCGAUCGUUUUAUUUGACGAGUGUGACUGCCCCUGUCUGUAAUCAGUACCCUUUUGUACCGUUGUUCCUCGAGAGUAGACUGCUUGAUGCAGAGCAUCUGGUCCCAGAACAGGAGGGGUAUCACUAAUAAAAUAAAAUGAAACAUAUUGAAUUGCUUGUUCAAGAGUCUUGACACCCAAUGGCUACCUCCUUGUGGGAGAAUAGUCACUUAGGAGUCCUGGUGGGCAAAUGUGUGGUAGCUCCUGUCGUCAGCGUGUGAAUGGAUGUGAAUAAUGACCAAUAUUGAAACAAGCACUUUGAAUCCAUUGAUCUUCUGAACACAAUAAGACUUUACGUCAUACGGUCCAGGUCUUCUCUUUGGUCCCGACCUUCAACCUUUUCUGUUUGGGUGGAACCACAGUUACAGGUGUGAAACUACAGAUGCUCAAAUCUGACUUUUAUCGGUCUCGAUAAUGAAAUCUGUGCUUUGGGUGUGGUCCUAAACCGAAUAUUGUCAAGCUGUGUUGACACUAUCAGCGACAAAUGGAAGGAAGUAGGGAACGAUGACUUCACUUAUUCCACAACGAUAGGACAUAGGGGACGAGGACGGGGUAGGGUGGAGGGUAUGACCCUUCGGCCACAAGGACAUUAUGAGUACAGGAAGGACGAUGAGAGGGUGAAGCGACAGGUCACGUGAGGUCAUGGAGGUCUUGGGGUUGAGGGAUGGGGUUAAGGUCAGGGAGGAUGAGGUGAAGACGAGGACGUUGUGAGGAAGGGAAGGCAAUGUAAAGAUGAGGAGGUGCUGGGGGCGAGGACGACGAAAAUGUAAGGGUGAGGACAUCUUGAGGUCAGGGAGGACGAUGUAAGUGGGAGGACUUUAUGAGGCCGGGAAGGACAACGUGAAGGCUAGGAACACGUGAGAUCAGGCUGAUGACAGGGCGUAGGUGACAACAACAACAGGAUAAUGAUACUGAUGGGAUUUGACGUGAUCUGAUUGGCUCGUGUGGGACCUGACAAAAUAGGUCCAUCCGGAUAGUUAGGCUCCUUACUUGUAAAAAGAUACAGAGGGACAGCAGCAGUCUGCAGUUGAUGGACAAUGAGUCAUGAGGAUGUCAUCCCAUAUUUUUUCGUCCUUUAAAAAGAAUGUUGAAUUCAACUUCAUCUUACUUUAUUCUUGGAGCUCAUGUGGGGGUUGGCAGUUUGAAGUACUUAUAUUUCCUGUUAACUUUAAUGUUAUACAUUGUCAUAGUCAUCAUCAACAUUGGUGUCAUUGUGGUUAUCUGCAUGAACAGAAGCUUACAUGAACCCAUGUACCUUUUCCUCUGCAGCCUGUUUGUAAAUGAGCUGUUUGGUAGUACAGGGCUGUUUCCAUUCCUCCUGGUUCAGAUCCUCUCAGACAUUCACACUGUUUCUGCUCCACUUUGUUUCCUGCAGAUUUUCUGUUUGUACACUUAUGCAAAUAUAGAGUUUUCUAACUUGGCCGUCAUGUCUUAUGACAGAUAUCUUGCCAUCUGUUGUCCUCUACAAUAUAACACACGUAUGACAUUUAACAAGGUGUGUAUCUAUAUUUUCGUCAUAUGGCUUUAUUCCUUUGUGAGAUGCAUCAUAAAUCUAUCCUUAAGCAUCCGUUUGAAUUUUUGUGGAAACAUCAUUAACAGUCUGAUUUGCAGUAACUACCUUGUUGUUAAGUUGGCGUGUUCUGACACUCAAGUGAACAACAUUUACGGACUUUUUGGUGUGGUUCUCGCUAUUUUAGUCCCCCUGGUUCCAAUCCUUUUCUCCUACAUGAGGAUCCUGAAGGUUUGUUUCUCUGGUUCUAAACAGACCAGACAGAAAGCCGUCAGUACCUGCUCACCUCACCUCGCUUCUCUGCUCAACUUCUCCUUUGGCUGCUGCUUUGAAAUCAUUCAGAGUAGGUUUGAUAUGAGCAGUGUACCGGGAGGGCUGCGUAUCGUCCUCUCUCUGUAUUUUCUCAUCAUACAGCCUCUUUUGAAUCCCAUCAUGUUUGGAUUGCAAAUGUCACAGAUACGAAAUACAUGUAAACAUGUCUGCGUAGCUGGCCGGUAUCCACGCCGCACCCGCAACAGUCAGAAAGCUACAGACAAGUCUGGCGCAAAGUUGGUGCAGAUCUGCAUAGUGACUGCUGCCUGA